AAUCGCGAGGCGGCGAGGUGUCCUCGGGCUCGCGGGGAGCGGGCCGCGGGCAGCAGCGAGCGCAGGCCGGCGAAGAGCGGGUGGCGGUGACCAGCGGCGCGAGCCGGCAUCCCCUCCCCCGCGCGGUGAGCCGCCGGCUCCACCAUGGAGCCCGCCGUGUCGCUGGCAGUGUGCGCUCUGCUCUUCCUGCUCUGGGUCCGCGUGAAGGGGCUGGAGUUCGUGCUCAUCCACCAGCGCUGGGUGUUCGUGUGCCUCUUCCUCCUGCCGCUCUCGCUCAUCUUCGACAUCUACUACUAUGUGCGCGCCUGGGUGGUGUUCAAGCUCAGCAGCGCGCCGCGGCUGCACGAGCAGCGCGUGCGGGACAUCCAGAAGCAGGUGCGGGAAUGGAAGGAGCAGGGCAGCAAGACCUUCAUGUGUACAGGGCGCCCUGGCUGGCUCACCGUCUCACUGCGGGUUGGGAAGUACAAGAAGACACACAAAAACAUCAUGAUCAACCUGAUGGACAUUCUGGAGGUGGACACCAAGAAACAGAUUGUCCGCGUGGAGCCCUUGGUGACCAUGGGUCAGGUGACUGCCCUGCUGACCUCCAUUGGCUGGACUCUGCCUGUGUUGCCCGAGUUGGAUGACCUCACAGUGGGGGGAUUGAUCAUGGGCACAGGCAUCGAGUCUUCAUCCCACAAGUAUGGCCUGUUCCAGCACAUCUGCACUGCCUACGAGCUGGUCCUGGCCGAUGGCAGCUUUGUGCGAUGCACACCGUCGGAAAACUCAGACCUGUUCUACGCUGUGCCCUGGUCCUGCGGGACCCUGGGCUUCCUGGUGGCCGCUGAAAUCCGCAUCAUCCCCGCCAAGAAGUACGUCAAGCUGCGGUUUGAGCCGGUGUGUGGCCUGGAGGCCAUCUGUGACAGGUUCACCCGUGAGUCCCAGCGGCAGGAGAACCACUUCGUGGAAGGGCUGCUCUACUCCCUGGAGGAAGCUGUAAUCAUGACGGGGGUCAUGACAGAUGAGGCAGAGCCUGGCAAGCUGAAUAGCAUUGGCAACUACUACAAGCCGUGGUUCUUCAAGCACGUGGAGAAAUACCUGAAGACAAACCGCGAGGGCCUGGAGUACAUCCCCUUGAGACACUACUACCACCGCCACACGCGCAGCAUCUUCUGGGAGCUCCAGGACAUCAUCCCCUUUGGCAACAACCCCGUCUUCCGCUACCUCUUUGGUUGGAUGGUGCCUCCCAAGAUCUCCCUCCUGAAGCUGACCCAGGGCGAGACGCUGCGCAAGCUGUACGAGCAGCACCACGUGGUGCAGGACAUGCUGGUACCCAUGAAGUGCCUGCCGCAGGCCCUGCACACCUUCCACAGCGACAUCCACGUCUACCCCAUCUGGCUGUGCCCAUUUAUACUGCCCAGCCAGCCAGGCCUGGUGCACCCCAAGGGAAACGAGGCCGAGCUCUACGUCGACAUUGGUGCCUACGGGGAGCCGCGCGUGAAGCACUUUGAAGCCCGGUCCUGCAUGAGGCAGUUGGAGAAGUUCGUCCGAAGUGUGCACGGGUUCCAGAUGCUGUAUGCCGACUGCUACAUGGACCGGGAGGAGUUCUGGGAGAUGUUUGAUGGCUCCCUGUACCAUAGCCUGCGGAAACAGCUCGGCUGCCAGGACGCCUUCCCGGAGGUCUAUGACAAGAUCUGCAAGGCUGCCAGGCACUGAGCCGGAGCCCAUCCGGAAGGAGGCGGACGCGAGGGCGGACCCUGUCCCCAGGGCCAGAAGGCAUCUAUCUUCCCUUCACUCAAGCUUGGCUGCUCUGCCAGAUCCACAUUUUCAGAAAGAAACCCCUCCAGAAACCCCACCCAGAUGGCCCCGACAGCUUGCUCCCAGCUUCAAGGGGCAGCCAAGUAGAGUGGACAGGACAUGAGAUUUGGAGUCAGACAAACCCGAGUCUAGUUCCCAGUUCUGCCACUCAUUAGCUGUGUGACUCUGAGUGAGUCACUCAGCCACUCUGAGCCCUGUUCCUCAUCUGUUGAAAGGGGGUAAUGCUGUCUUCCUGCUGCUGUCAUCUAAGUCAAGCGCCUGUCGCACCAGAGGUGCCGGAGAAGUGGCAGCUGCUGUUAGCACGGCUUCCCACUCAGCGUCAUGUCAGACUAAAGUGCUUUGGAUUCAGUGGUUGAGUCCGGGAAGGCUCCAUGUUAGGUCACCUGGGCUCGGGUUUGGCUGAAGGGGGUACCCUCGAGUUUCGCUGCCAUCACUUGUCAGCUGCAAGACCUCCUCGCGGAGGGAAGGAAGGAAGGUUCCUCUCCAUCCCUGGGGUCUUGGGAGAUGGGGAGGGCGGGCGGGCGGGCCCAAGAUGUGCUGUGCCAAAGCCAGGUCUGAUUCCAAAGUUCUCCCUGCCGUGCUCAGUGGCGCCUUGCCCCUUCCUCCUUCACGCUCAGGCUUGCAGGCCCACUGCAGCCGUUGCCCAAGUCCACUCAGAGGGGACUGUGUCCAUGGAGAAGACACUUCAGGGUUGAAUCCUGGCCGGGCCCAGGGCUGGGACACCUGCCCAGGCUGGGUGAGUGAUCUCUGCUCUGAAUUGAAUCCAGAGGACCUGGGCUCAUUCUUGCCUCUCCACCUUCCAUGGCUCUUGUUCCCAGAACCCGCUUUGCCAUGGUGGGGCUGUGUCCUCUGCUCUGCAGUAGGGGUGGGAGUUGGGGGGUGGGACCACGCCAAGCAGGAAAAUGGAGCCCGCCGUCACUCGGUUUCGUGGGGUUCCUCACUGCGGGGCUGAAAGAAAACAGUAUCAACUUGAUUUCUCCAACCACUCAUCUCCCCCUUUUUUUCUUUC
Lipotes vexillifer (Yangtze River dolphin) is the source of this 2806-nucleotide messenger RNA. RefSeq names its product 24-dehydrocholesterol reductase (gene DHCR24). Gene Ontology annotation, cellular component: membrane; cytoplasm. Gene Ontology annotation, biological process: steroid metabolic process. The coding region runs from base 145 to 1695 and encodes 516 amino acids. The record is from RefSeq and is a predicted model, not a curated record. The transcript has 9 exons. Gene Ontology annotation, molecular function: FAD binding; Delta24(24-1) sterol reductase activity. NCBI's taxonomy places the organism in Eukaryota, Metazoa, Chordata, Mammalia, Artiodactyla, Lipotidae.